Messenger RNA from Arachis ipaensis, 402 nucleotides. Lineage: Eukaryota; Viridiplantae; Streptophyta; Magnoliopsida; Fabales; Fabaceae. The record is from RefSeq and is a predicted model, not a curated record.
AUGAGAGGUGUUGACUUAACUCCAGGACAGAAACAGAGAAUUGCAAUUGCUCGGGUAAUUUUGAAAAAUGCGCCUAUCUUAUUGUUGGAUGAAGCCAGUUCAUCUAUUGAAUCUGAGUCAAGCCGAGUGGUGCAAGAGGCUCUGGACACACUAGUCAUGGGGAACAAGACCACUAUUUUAAUAGCGCACAGGGCUGCAAUGAUGAGACACGUAGAUAACAUUGUAGUCCUUAAUGGAGGAAGGAUAGUGGAGUCGGGAAGCCACGAUUCACUGGUUGCAAAGAAUGGCCUAAUGUCAGGUGGAGGUUUGCAUGUGGCAAGAACGGGAACAAUGAAGCUUAAAUUAGCACUAGGCACUGAUAGUCAUAGAAAGGAGGAAACUGUAGCAGGAAUAGAUGUGUAG